This is a messenger RNA of Poecilia reticulata (guppy), 2465 nucleotides long. RefSeq names its product leucine-rich repeat, immunoglobulin-like and transmembrane domains 2 (gene lrit2). The record is from RefSeq and is a predicted model, not a curated record. NCBI's taxonomy places the organism in Eukaryota, Metazoa, Chordata, Actinopteri, Cyprinodontiformes, Poeciliidae. Gene Ontology annotation, molecular function: protein binding.
CAACUGCCAUGGGCAUCUCUUUACCACGCACACAAACCGCAGACCGUCACGGACUAUGGACACAAUGAUUUACCUUCUGGUUGUAAUGUUAAUAAAAGCUGAACCAUGUAGAAGUUAUGCUCGAUGUUUAAGUGGGUGCAGCUGUAUUGAUGACCGUCAUGGAAGGUCACUCAUAUGUAUGGAAGAAAGCGCCUUCGGGGCCAUUCCCGACAACCUUCCAGACGAUUUGACCAAAAUACGGAUAGAAAAAUCUCACUUCACUGAAAUCCCCAGGGGAGCUUUUUCCAAAACACGCGCAGUGGAAAACCUGUGGCUGAACUUUAACGACAUCACAGUUAUAAACUCAAAAGGUCUGGAGGGUUUGGGGAACCUAACCGAGCUCCGUCUGCAGGGGAACAAGCUGCGAUCAGUACCAUGGACAGCGUUUGAGGGUACGCCGAACCUCAAGAUCCUGGACCUGAAGCACAACCAGCUGGACGUCCUCCCGGAGCACGCCCUCAAAUUUCUACCAGGGCUCACAUAUUUAGAUGUAUCCUUCAACCAGCUCACGGUCAUAUCGAAGGAGGUCUUCCAGAACUGGCCUCUUUACCAGAAAAUACAAAAUGCAGAGGAGCGGGAUGUCACCGCGUCCAGGACGAACGUCGUCCUAGCGCUGCACGACAACGCCUGGCUUUGCGACUGCCGCCUGAAGGGCCUCGUGGAGUUCAUCGCUUCCUUGAGUCCUCCGAUCAUACUGAUGAACUCUUACCUGACCUGCUCAGGGCCGGACUUUAGGGCGGGCAAGUUCUUCCACGAGAUCGAGCUGCAGGCGUGCACGAAGCCAGUGGUCAGCACGCCAAAGGCGAACAUGAGCCUGCCUCUGGGAUCCAACCUCACCCUGCACUGCUACGCCAAGGCGAGGCCGGACCCUGCUGUGUGGUGGACAUAUGGUCUGAAGAUAAUCAGAGGAUUUCAUGAGUCCCAAGAAAGAGUUUCCGAUGACACCAUCAGAUCCCACCUGGUGAUUCCUUCCCUUAGUGCAGCAGACCGUGGGGUCUACACCUGCACUGCUGUGAACUUCAUUGGGAACUCCUCGGCGAGCGUCCUCCUGGAUGUCAUCUCUGCUGACAGCGCCUCGCCGUCUCACGUCGCAGGCUUCCCAGCUGCAUCGGGUGUUGCUGAUCAAAAUGUCUUCAUUGACAUUCGCAUCGCCAAACAGACAGUGCGUGGCAUCUCUAUUGAGUGGUUCGCCGCCCUAGAACGACCCUCCGAAACAUGGUUCACCAUUCACUUUGGUCAAGCUGGUGAUGACAAGAAAGAAAUGACCUACAUUGGGCCUGGAAUUCACUCCUACUCCAUCUCUGAUCUGAUGCCUGCCACCAAAUACGAGAUCUGUGUAACUCUAAAGAACCAGAUGCCACGCCCAGGCCAGUGCAUCGUGUUUGUGACAGGAACUGACAUCACAGAGAUGGAGCAGAGGGAGAAGCUAAUCCACAUAGUGGUGAUAGUUUUAGCCAUGGUGCUGGCCGUGCCGAUAGGCAUGUACGUCUGCACCACCGACACUCGAAUUCCCUGCUACGAGGUCAUCGUAGAGUCGUGGAAGAGACGGCAGAGAGAAAGCAACUCGUCUGGGAUGGAACGGGAAAGACAAGGCACUUUUGACAGCCUGCAGGGCGCCAGUGAUGAAGAGCUGGUCAAUAAAGAUUUCAAUGACGACAGAAAGGCCAAGAAGGUUGUUGGAAAGAUGUGAAAGAUGACUGUUGGGUCACCAGUGUAUUUCAAGGAUUUGCAACAGUAUAGAAAAUGUACGCUUGUGUAUAUUCUAAUGUGUGUAUAUAUUUCUCAUCAUCAUUUGUGAGUUGUUUUAAUUUGGAUUAUCAAUUUGCUUCUUUGACGAUGAUUGAGAUGGAUGGGAAUAAACUUCUACUGUUUUUAGACAUAUUGAUAGAGACAUAUAGAUAGUGUAGUAUUUCUCUAGAUAUUUGUCUCAUAGAACGAAUACAUAAAACAUCUAGCUGUGGUUUUAUUGAAACAUUUUAUGUUUGUCUUCCUUUUGCCAAAACCUUCCUUCUUAUUGCAGUAAAACAAGUAUGGAAUGAUUUUUAAGAAAUAUUCAGUUUGAUUUAUCACUCGUGACUUGUACAAAAUGUGUGUAAAAUGUACUUUUCUUGAGUAAAAAACUACUUUCAAGCUUUUUCCACUAUGGACCUCUGCUUAACAUGAGGAAGAACACAAUAAACAUGAGGAUUUAUUGUAUGGGCAGAGAACAUUUCUCACUUUUAAAGAUGUAAUUUAGUUGACCCAUUAUUCGCAGGAAAAACACAACUGUUUGCAGCUCAUUACAAAGCUAUAAACACCGACUGACUGAAAUAAAAUAACUUAUUUCAGCUACAAGCUUACUUUCUCACACUGACAAAUAACUUUUCAGAUUUCUGAGUUAAUCUAAUGAUGUUUGUCAAUAAAAGAAAAAGUCAGUUCUAUCACCA